Stegodyphus dumicola is the source of this 1019-nucleotide messenger RNA. Its product is annotated as ADP-ribosylation factor 1-like. Gene Ontology annotation, molecular function: GTPase activity; GTP binding. Lineage: Eukaryota; Metazoa; Arthropoda; Arachnida; Araneae; Eresidae. The record is from RefSeq and is a predicted model, not a curated record.
UUUGUCACACAUAAUAUGGUUUCCAGUGGUGGCAAUAACUAUAGUUAUUUUAGUUUUAAGUUAUCUGUGAACGGCAUUAAUUCUUUCUUAAGUUUUGGUAAAUAUCUUGUACUUUUCCCUCUUCUAAUUCAUAACAUAAUCAUGGGAAAUAUAUUUGCAAAUUUGUUCAAAGGCCUUUUUGGUAAAAAAGAAAUGAGAAUUCUGAUGGUUGGCUUAGAUGCUGCUGGUAAAACCACAAUUCUCUACAAACUGAAACUUGGUGAAAUUGUUACUACUAUUCCAACUAUAGGUUUCAAUGUGGAAACAGUUGAAUAUAAGAAUAUUAGUUUUACUGUAUGGGAUGUAGGUGGUCAAGAUAAAAUUAGACCUCUAUGGAGACAUUAUUUCCAAAAUACACAAGGUCUUAUAUUUGUGGUUGACAGCAACGACAGGGAACGUGUUGGUGAAGCACGAGAAGAAUUAAUGCGUAUGCUAGCAGAAGAUGAGCUGAGAGAUGCUGUUUUGCUGAUAUUUGCUAAUAAACAGGAUUUGCCUAAUGCUAUGAAUGCAGCAGAGAUAACUGACAAACUAGGUCUUCACUCAUUAAGAAAUCGCAAUUGGUAUAUUCAAGCUACAUGUGCAACCAGUGGUGAUGGGCUGUAUGAAGGUUUGGAUUGGCUUUCAAAUCAGCUAAAAAAUCAAAAGUGAUUUAUUUAUGAAAUUAAAAUUGAAAUCUGGCACAUACAUUUUUGUGGACCACAUGUUAAAAAAGAAGAAAAGGGGGUUAUAUAUAUACAUAUAUAUAUUAAAAAAAACUUGGAGAAACACUAUGGUUAUGUCAACUGCAAUUUUUUAAUAUUUAGUUUUUGUCACCUCCAUUUAAUUGAUAAAAAAUAGUUUCUGUAUAAAUAUUUGCUCACAUGUAUUUUGAUUAUCUGUAUAUAUUUUGUGCAACAUGUAAGGGAAAAUUUUUUUUCUUUGGCAGAUUGUCCUGUUAGUAGAUUUUUUUAACUAUUAAAAUAUUUCUUAUUGUAGACUUA